Molecule: messenger RNA, 2037 nt
Organism: Populus trichocarpa (black cottonwood)
Lineage: Eukaryota; Viridiplantae; Streptophyta; Magnoliopsida; Malpighiales; Salicaceae
Exons: 5
Coding region: 279-1811 (510 amino acids)
Biological process (GO): transport
Cellular component (GO): membrane; Golgi apparatus
Source: RefSeq, a predicted model, not a curated record
CACCAAAUACAACCCAGUAGUUAAGCACACGAGCAAGUGAAGGCAAAUAAAAUCAGUUGCAAUUGAAGGCGAGGCCUUACCGAGCCCAGAUCAAAUAGCAAACAGCCCUUUUCAGGUCCAGUGUGAUUAUCAACCUUGUAACUGGUCCGGUGCUGGUCAACUGUUCUGGUGGUACCAUCCUUACCGAUCAAAACGCCGACCAUUAGUGUUCUACAGAGAUUGGAAACAAGCAAGACAAAAUCGAAUUUGAAAAGAAAAACGAAAAAAAAAAAACAGAGAUGGAACAAAGAGGAAUUAGGGCUACUAAAACCUGUAGCCAAGGGUUUUGGAUAAGCUUACUAGUGUUCUUAUGCAUGAUCACAACAACACAAGUGGAGGGAUCGAUUCAUGAGUACAGAAACGAAGCUUUUACCCCCAAGACAAAUGCCUUCUUUUUCCAUGGUGGUAGUGAAGGGCUCUAUGCUUCUAAAGCUCCUCCUGAUUCCUCUGGUACCACCCAAUCAGGAAAAUCUUUCAUAAGGUUUGAAGGAGUGACAUUUAGGAGGACUAAAGAGUCGGCGAGUAGGCAAGAGGGAAUGCAGCAGAGUACUGGAGUGGUUGAAGCAAUCAUACUUGAUGUGAAAGAUAGGAAGAGGAUUGGAGGGGCAUUUUUGAAGACUAAUGCUAUAUGUUGUAAUAGUACACUUGCGGAGACCGGUUCUUGCAAGUUAGGAGAGGUGAUUUUACAGAAGAAUCCAGAUAUUCCCAGCUGGCCGAGGGUUAUUAAGACGCACUUUGCAGGAAAAAUUGAAGAAGUGAAAAUGGGGAGUGAGGAAGUUGAGAUAAACAGUAAUGGAAUGUAUUACCUUUAUUUUAUGUUUUGUAACCCAGAAUUGAAGGGGACAUUGAUUAAUGGAAGGACUGUGUGGAAGAACCCGAAUGGUUAUUUGCCGGGAAAGAUGACUCCUUUGAUGACUGUCUUUGGAAUUAUGUCUUUAGCUUAUCUUGUGCUUGGAUUAGUAUGGUUCUUAAGGUUUGUUCAAUUCUGGAAGGAUAUCAUACAGUUGCAUUACCAUAUUACAGCAGUUAUUGCUCUUGGGAUGUGCGAGAUGGCUGUCUGGUAUUUUGAAUACGCCAAUUUUAAUUCUGCUGGAUUGAGACCGAUGGGUAUUACAUUGUGGGCUGUCACUUUCACCACUGUGAAGAAGACUCUAUCCCGCCUUCUUCUUUUGGUUGUCUCGAUGGGCUUUGGAGUGGUUAGGCCAACCCUCGGUGGCAUAACAUCAAAAGUGCUUGUUCUUGGUUUGGUAUAUUUUAUUGCUUCUGAGGCUUUCGAGCUCGUUGAACAUCUUGGAAACAUCAAUGACUUUUCCAAGAAAACAAAGGUGUUUAUGGUACUUCCAGUUGUUUUCCUAGAUUCCUGCUUUAUUCUCUGGAUUUUCUCAUCGCUAUCAAAAACUUUAGAGAAGCUUCAGAUGAGGAGAAACAUGGCUAAGUUAGAACUGUAUCGGAAGUUUACCAAUGCCCUUGCAGUGUCUGUACUGCUCUCCAUUGCCUGGAUUGGUUUUGAGCUAUACUUCAAUGCAACUGAUCCACUAAGUGAGCUGUGGCAAGUUGCAUGGGUCAUCCCUGCUUUCUGGACUCUGCUUGCGUACUUUCUCUUGGUGGUGAUAUGUGUCCUCUGGGCGCCUUCACGUAACCCAACUAGGUAUGCAUAUUUAGAAGGGGAGGACUUUGAUGAGGAGGGUAUAUCAUUGACAACCGGGGAUAUCACGAUGAAGCUGGAAAGGGAUGCACUUGUUGAAGAUCUUGAGGAGGAUAAGCAAGAGUAGAAGAAUAAUAACUAGUAAAGGUGAAUCUGAUUGGCGCUUAAGUUGCAUAUCCAGGUAUUUGUCUGUAAAUCUUGGUAUGCAAUUUGUGUUGUGUACAAAGCACCUGUGAAUGAAGUACAGAGAUAGAAGAGUUUGAUACGAGUUAGAUUUUAGGCGAUGCACAAAGGAGAAAUUGUUGGUCGGGCUCUUAUAUUACCUGCAUUGAGUUUAUCACUGCUUUGAGAAA